Molecule: messenger RNA, 1663 nt
Organism: Diprion similis
Lineage: Eukaryota; Metazoa; Arthropoda; Insecta; Hymenoptera; Diprionidae
Product: major royal jelly protein 1-like
Exons: 3
Coding region: 133-1398 (421 amino acids)
Cellular component (GO): extracellular region
Source: RefSeq, a predicted model, not a curated record
UCUAUCCUGUGAUUGAAAUAGUUGUGCGUAAGUCUCAGUCCAGUGAUACGCACAACUUGUGUGACAGUCGACGUUAAUAGAACGGUAAUUGUGUCUUCAAUAAAUGACAUCAAGCUGAAGAAUUGCAAGCUGAUGAGCAACCGAGCAAUGGAUAUCAGUAUUUGGUUUGUCUCGGCAGCUGUACUGCUGACAUCGCUGUUAGGAAACGCCGGAGGAACGGGGUUGGAAAUCGUUUAUCAAUGGAAGUACCUGGACUGGGUACCGCCGAGUGUUCAAUUGGUCGGGAAUAACUUCACACUUGGAAACGCGUUUACCCAAGAUGUUGACAUCGAUAGGAAGGGUCGUGUGUUUGUGACGAGUCCAAAGUGGCCGGAAGGUGUGCCAAUAGUAUUGUCAACUAUCACCGACGUGAACGGACCAGGAGGUCCUCUGCUGGAACCUUAUCCCGAUUGGACGUGGCACAGAUUCCUCGACUGUAACAGUAUUGUUACGGCUUACAGAAUUGCGAUCGACGAGUGCAAUCGACUGUGGGUGACAGACAUCGGUAGAAUCGGUGCUGAACGAGUAUGCCCAACCAAGAUUCUCGUGUUCGAUCUGUUUACUGAUCAGCUGAUACACAAGUACGUGAUCCCAGAUGAACACACGUUGAAUGGAGCUGCAGCUCUUGUGACGCCCAUUGUUGACAUCGGAGAUAGUCCCAUCGAUACUUUUUUGUAUAUGGCAGAUGUGGAUGCAAAUGGUAUUGUGGUUUACGAUUUCAAAAACGAUUAUUCCUGGAGAAUCAACAACACCCAAAACAAUGCAUUCGGCCCGGAUGAUGAGGCUAUGACGAUAACUAUCGUUGAUGAUACUUUCAAUUUGACCGAUGGCACCUUGGGUAUGUCACUGUCACCUAAGGGAUUUUGGAGCACCAGGUACCUUUACUUCAACUCAUUGGCAAGCUACUAUCAAAAGUUUACGGAUACGGAUUCAUUGAAGCGAGCACAAUACGAGGAACCUAUAAUUUUUCAAUCGAAGAAACGGCGCCAAAGCCAAGCCGGUCCUCAGGCGACCUCGAGGAGAGGAAUUUUAUUCUUCCAGCUUGUACAACACACGGCACUCGCCUGCUGGAACAUAGCGAAACCGUUCAAACCAGAGAACGUAGUUGUUAUAGCCCAGGACGAAGUGGCCUUGCAGUAUAUAAGUGGCAUCAAGGUUAUUGUCAACCACAUCGGCGAAGAGGAGGUCUGGUUCAACACGAAUAGACUUCAAAAAACGAUAAACAACAAUCGUAACCCUGCCGAGACGAAUUACAGAAUAAUAAAAGGAAAAGUUGACGACCUCGUCAGAGGUACGAAUUGCGAACCAUCCGAACCCCACACAAAUUACCUGGACACAUCAUCUUGGCGUCGCAUUUAAUUCACGUCCAGUUUAUGACUCAUGUUUGUUCACUCCAAUUCACAAUAUUACUAUUGCCCAUCGAAUCCAGUAGAAAGUCUUCUCGGACGCAAACUUGGAAGGAAGAAUAAGCAGCGUUAAAUAUUUACCUGAAUUAAAUGCCGAACUCCGCUAGUUAUAGACAUAAGCUCUGACUUCUGUAUAAAUAUGAAUGUCGUGCAUCGUUUGACCAACUAAGUCACUAUGUUCAAUUACAUAUUUGUGCUACGUACUAUUCUAUAUUUAU